CCAUCACACACCAGCAAAAAUAUUCCAAAGACGCAAGAAGAGGCUAGAGAGAGCCACAGUCCACAGCACCACGAUCGAUCGAUCUCCAACAACUCCGGCGAUCGGAAGGGAGGAAGAGGAGGAUGCGGAUGAGCUGCAAUGGGUGCCGGGUGCUCCGCAAGGGGUGCGGCGAGGGCUGCACCAUCCGCCCCUGCCUGGAGUGGAUCCGGAGCGCCGACGCGCAGGCCAACGCCACCGUCUUCCUCGCCAAGUUCUACGGCCGCGCCGGGCUGCUCAACCUCCUCGCCGCCGACGGCCCCGGCCUCCGCCCGGCGCUCUUCCGCUCGCUGCUCUACGAGGCGUGCGGCCGCAUGGUCAACCCCGUCUACGGCUCCGUCGGCCUGCUCUGGUCCGGCCAGUGGGAGGCCUGCCAGGCCGCCGUCGAGGCCGUGCUCAAGGGCCGCCCCAUCGUCCGGGUCACCUCCGACGCGCCCCUCGCGGCGUGCGACAUCCGCCACGUCGCCAAGGCCGACCGCCCUGCCGCGUCUCCGGAGGCCGCCGCGGCGGCCGGCACGGUCCUCGGCGUCUCGCGCGCCGGGCGCACCGGGUUCAAGCGCGCGUCCUCCUCCACGGCCAAGCCCAAGUCCAAGAGCUUCUCCGGCGCCAAGCACGACGGUGGGCUCGACCAAGCGCCGAGCCACGAGGAGUCCGCCGGCAGCCACGACCACGGCAGCCACGUUGAAGACGACGGCAUGGCAGUCGAGCAGGCGAGGGAAGAAGAGUCGUCCGAGGGCACCGACGUUGACGCGGGCUCGCACGUGAGCCAAGCAGAGCGCAGCCCCGUGCCGCCGGUGGCCCAGGACGAGGAGGCACAUGACGACGAAAUCGGGCUGGAGCUGACGCUGGGGUUCCAGCAGGUCACCCCGCGCGUGGUGGCGAGGUCGCCGCCGGCAGGGGCACGCUUCGGCGCCAGCAGCUCGAGCGCCGAGUCCCGCCACAUCGGCCUGCUGCUUGAGCUGCCCGUGGCAUAGAGACGCGGCCGGCGACAGUACCGCCCUUGAACUAGCUGAGAAGUCAUCAGUUUUGGGAUCGUGUCAUGCACCUUCGUGGUUUUUGUCUUUUCCCCAUUUUAGAGUAGAGAAUAGUAGUAGAAUCUUGUACCUUGUUCAUCUGCUGAGUGCCUUGUUGUUAGGCCUCUCUGGAUAUAUCUUUCGGUAUAUUACUCAUAGGAAUGACAAUAGCUAUGAUGUACUGAUUUCAA
Molecule: messenger RNA, 1240 nt
Organism: Triticum aestivum (bread wheat)
Lineage: Eukaryota; Viridiplantae; Streptophyta; Magnoliopsida; Poales; Poaceae
Product: LOB domain-containing protein 42
Exons: 1
Coding region: 123-1010 (295 amino acids)
Biological process (GO): regulation of gene expression
Source: RefSeq, a predicted model, not a curated record